Messenger RNA from Anisakis simplex (herring worm), 483 nucleotides. The record is from the annotation of a GenBank genome assembly. NCBI's taxonomy places the organism in Eukaryota, Metazoa, Nematoda, Chromadorea, Rhabditida, Anisakidae.
AUGCAUCUGUCAGCAUUCGUUAUGAUUUUCGUCGUUCGAAGUGUGCUUGGAUAUUAUCCACCACAACGAUACAACGACGUCUGUGAAGACGAUGGCAAAACUGAUUGUGCAUCCAAGAUUUCACUGUGUACCGACGAAUUAUUUGGAGAAAUGAUGCGAGCUCAUUGCAAGAAAACCUGUGGUUUAUGUGGUAAUGAAGAGGACGAAGAAUAUUACGAGCAAGUCGGUGGAGGUGGUGGAAGUAAUGCUGGUGAAGGGGAUGGAACUGAAGACUACACAGAGGAAUCGCAGACUGGUGAGGAGACCACUGAUCCAUCGGAUGAAGACGAAUAUCCGACCGAUGAGGAGACGGAACACGAAUUGCCCGUUCCAGUGAUACGUCCAAUGGCCUGUGCGGAUACGUCAGCUGAUUGUAAAGGUCCGUUCUAUGAGACAGCGUUACUGACUUGUUUUCCACUGUUUCAUUUCAUGGUCACCAUUUGA